This is a messenger RNA of Filobasidium floriforme, 945 nucleotides long. RefSeq lists its product as uncharacterized. The record is from RefSeq and is a predicted model, not a curated record. The transcript has 4 exons. Bases 1 to 945 code for a protein of 314 amino acids. NCBI's taxonomy places the organism in Eukaryota, Fungi, Basidiomycota, Tremellomycetes, Filobasidiales, Filobasidiaceae.
AUGGUCAAACUCUACCACGAGACCGAACAGGAAGCCAUCGACGCCAUCAGACAUUGGUUCAUCCCUGAUACCAAUACCCCUGAACGUGGGACUGAGCAUUUCGAGGAAAAGGAUGGCAAGGAUGGGUACGAGGCCAAGAUCGAUUACAAGCCCGUCUUGAGCGUGCGGUAUUCAGAGGAACAAGGAGAAGCCGCACACCCUACAAAACUCGCCGAACCUUUCCCUCCCUUCCUAUGGGGCGUCUUCAGCAUCACCGACAAGGAACAAGAAUACAUGCACGCCCUAUACGACUCCCUCCCCUACGCCAACCAACAAGCCCGCAAGCUCGCCUGGGAGCAAUGCUACGACUACUGCGCAUAUUUUGAUACCGGCUGUAAUGGCCAAGGGUAUCAUGGGAACUGGGCGAAGAGGCAUUAUGGAGAUCAUAUUCCCAACGAGACGAACAAGGGGAGCGAGGACAGGUGUUUCCACGUCCGGGUACCUAUGGUGGAUUCGUCCAUGUCCGGGGCCAAAUUCGAGCUCUACGUCAGACCCGUCAUCUUGAACAAGACUCCUUCUCGGUUCAAGGCCGAGCCGGGAGCCAUCAAGGUCGAGGAGAUGAAGGCGGAGACGGGAGGCAAGAAGAGGAAACGACAGCCGAUCAAGGUCGAGAUCGAGGUCGAAGUCGAGGACGGGGCCGCCGAGGACAAGACACGACCCGGUAUCAAGGCCAACGCCAGGAUCAAGCCCAACGUCGGCAAAAGACGAAUCGGGAGGCUCUUCAGACAGCCCGGAGAUAUCAAUGAGAGCGAUAGCAGCCGCCUCCCGACCGAAGACGAGGGCGAGGACGAGGACGAGGACAUGGGUGGGGAUAAAACCAACGACGAGGCCGAGUCUGACGGGUUGUCUUGCCCCGUUUUCGCCAAAAAGUGGCCUGAAGGAUACGGUCAUGGCGGCCUGUUUUGA